This is a messenger RNA of Trichoplusia ni (cabbage looper), 1520 nucleotides long. RefSeq names its product mitochondrial import inner membrane translocase subunit TIM44. The transcript has 8 exons. Lineage: Eukaryota; Metazoa; Arthropoda; Insecta; Lepidoptera; Noctuidae. The coding region runs from base 166 to 1482 and encodes 438 amino acids. Gene Ontology annotation, molecular function: protein-folding chaperone binding. Gene Ontology annotation, biological process: protein import into mitochondrial matrix. The record is from RefSeq and is a predicted model, not a curated record. Gene Ontology annotation, cellular component: mitochondrial inner membrane.
CCUUGAAGUCUUUUUGACAGAAGAUUGCACGGAUUAUGAAUGAGUUUUCUUCGAUGUCGUCUUAAUAUUCGAUUCUUUAUUUUACAUAUUCUGAUUUACAAUAAAAUAGUAUAGAUAAAACAGUGAUUUCGUAAGACUCGUGCGAUUUUGUAGGAUAUUGAAGAAAUGCAUACAUGUAGACAGUUGCUAUAUAGUCCAGCGCGGUGGAAAUGUGCAUUACCUAUAAAUCUAAAACCAACAGUACUCACAUGCAGAACAGACAAGUAUCCAGCACCAUUACCAGAAUGUCGGUUUUACUCAGCACGGAAGGGGUUCUUCUCCUCUAUCAUCGAAAACAUAAAAGAAGAUAUGGCCAAGAACAAAGAAAUGAAAGAUAACAUCAAGAAGUUCAGAGAAGAGGCACAGAAGUUAGAAAACUCUGAAGCAUUACAGGCAGCUAGAAGAAAGUUCCAUGCAGUCGAGUCAGAAGCUUCCAAAAGCUCAGAAGUACUGAAGGAGACAUUGGAAGGCAUUAAGGGCAAAAUGGAGCAUGUCAUUGAGGAGGCCAGUAAAACUGAAAUUGCCAAAAAAGCAGGUAAAAUGAAGGAAGAUAUUUCAAAGACUGCCAAGGGUGCAGCCGAGAGUAUAGCUGACAAAGGAUCUAAACUUGGCGCCACUUCGGCUUUUAGAACUAUUUCACAGGCGACGGCGGUAGUCAAGGAAGAGAUCUCACCGCGGGGGCUGGAGGGCCGCGUGUACAUGGCGCCCGUAGCCCUACGGAAACGUGUUGAGGUAGCGGAAGACGAGCGCACGUUCUCUCCGGACACGGAGACGCUCGGCGUAGAGCUCCACAAGGAUUCUAAGUUCUAUCAGCAGUGGGAGAACUUUAAGAAUAACAACCAGUACUUCAACAAGGUUUUAGAUUGGAAGAUUAAAUACGAAGAAUCAGAUAAUCCAGUAGUGAAGGCAUCCCGUUUCGUUACCGAGAAAGUAGGCAGUCUGUUUGGCAACAUAUUUGAGAAAACCGAAUUAUCGAAGACUCUCACGGAAAUCUGCAAGAUCGACCCCAACUUUACGGCUCAGAAGUUCUUAGAGGACUGUGCGAACGAUAUUAUACCGAACAUACUGGAGGCGAUGGUGCGCGGCGAUCUGGUCAUCCUGAAGGACUGGUGCUACGAGGGAGUGUUCAACAUCCUGGCCACGCCCAUCAAGCAGUGCAAGCAGUACGGCUACCACCUGGACUCCAAGAUCCUGGACAUCGAACAGAUCGAGCUCGUCAUGGGAAAGAUGAUGGACCAGGGGCCCGUGCUAGUCAUUACAUUCCAGUCACAACAGAUCAUGUGUGUGAGAGACGCGAAAAACAAUGUGAUAGAAGGCGACCCCGACAAGGUCAUGAGAGUGAACUAUGUGUGGGUACUGUGUAGGGACCCGCAGGAGCUCAACCCCAAGGCCGCGUGGAGGCUGCUCGAGCUCUCCGCUAGCAGCGUAGAACAGUUAAUAUAGGAGUAUUAAUGUAGUUGAAUUAAAUCGUUGACAUUUUA